AUGGCUAAACUCCAAGAACAUAACAAUCUUCUCUCGUCUAAAGUGGACGAAACUCAGCAACUGCUCAAUCAGCAGCAAACGCAGAAUAUCCAAACUACUGAAUCUUCCCAGAGUCUGCAGACUCCUAGUUGGCAUAAGAAGGGGAAGAAGGGGAAAAAGACAACGCCUGUACCUUCCAAGCAGUUGGUAGUUCCGGCACCCCGGGACCAGCCGCACAUACCGAAGAAGGUUUACACCGACUGUCGCCAUCGGAUCAAUAAUAGGGAAGCCGAAAGGCAGAGAUCUCCAAUCCGGAUCAAUGCCCGCCUACGGGACUCACGGAUGAAGGUCCUAGGAGACAAAUCACCCAUUUGGAAGGUUCGAGGGUUGGAGUCGGAAGUAGAGUCCGACGACAAGUACGUCCCUUCCAAAACCACCAGAUCGACCUACCAUUCGGCAACUCCCACGCGACUCUCUGAGGCAAGGUCUUUAAGGCCGCAGAGAACUUACGAAGACUAUGGUCCCAAGGAAGCUCCGAGCAAGGACUCCGCUAUCCGUCUACUCUUUUAG
Prunus armeniaca (apricot) is the source of this 549-nucleotide messenger RNA. NCBI's taxonomy places the organism in Eukaryota, Viridiplantae, Streptophyta, Magnoliopsida, Rosales, Rosaceae. The record is from the annotation of a GenBank genome assembly.